AUGACAACCGCUCAAUCCGAAGUCGCAGCGGACUUGGAUGCUUUUGCCGAGGCCACUUGGUUUACCUCAGCAUUUAUGAUCGCAGCCUCGAGUGUAACUCCCCUAGCAGGACGAUUUGCAGCAAUCUUCACCUCACGUGUCUGCUUGGUUAUUUCAACCACCAUACUUUCCAUUGGGUUAUUCAUUACUGCUGCCGCCCCAUCACUGGCAAUCUUCUUGCUGGGGCGUGCCGUUACAGGUUUGGGGUGCGGUGGAUUGAUGAGCAUUGGUAUCAUAUUGAUUUUGGAUUUCGCCAGUACCCGUAGACGAGGACUGUUUAUUGGGCUUGUCAGCACUAAUUAUACGGUGGGACUUGCCUCGGGUGCUGUUCUGGCUGGUCUUUUGACGCCUAUUAUCGGAUGGCGUCUCAUCUUUUGGAUUCAAGCUCCAGCUGCACUUGUCCUGGGGCCACUUCUGUUCUUGGCUAUUCCACCCCCGUCCACCCACCACAGCUCGCUAAUGGAAGGAACAUUGCUUCGCAGUCUUGCUCGUAUAGAUUAUGCCGGCGCUCUGACACUUACCAUUGCGGUCGUCCUCUUUCUCACCAGCUUGGCUUCUCCCCAGAUCCUAAUUUGGCCUAUUCCGUUAGCAGCUGUGUUCUUCGCUGGCUUCCUUGUGAUUGAAUCUCGAUGCGCCAGCGAGCCUAUUAUUCCGGUUCAUCUGUUUCUCAAUCGCGGCGUAUUGCUCUCAUGCCUCUCUGGCGUUGGCUUAAUGAUGGCUCGCUGGGCGGUCGUCUUUUUCACUCCCGUCUAUGCAAUCUCAGUUCGGGGAUGGGCUCCCGCAUCUGCAGGACUCAUUCUUAUUCCGACUAAUGCAGGGUUUGGAACCGGCGGGUUGCUUGUGGGAUGGCUUCACAUCCGGAAAGGAGGUAGCUACUAUGUAUCCUGCCUGGUUCUCUAUUUCCUCUUCGCCUUCGCCACUGUUGGCCUUUCAAUUCUCUCGACAGAAGACUCCCCAGCAGCCUUGUAUAUGAUUGCGACAUUCUUGAACGGCUUGUUUGCUGGUGCACUAAUGAACUACACCUUAUCUCACCUACUGCAUCUCACCAGUCCUCACAUGCACUACAUUGUCAGUGCGCUGUUCACAACGUUCCGCGGGCUUGCAGGUAGCUUCGGGUCUGCCGUCGGUGGAGGUUUCUUCACCCGGAUUCUCAAGGGCGCCUUGGAAACAGGUUUCGCGCAGCAGGGACUCCCGCCGAAGCCAGAUCUUGUUCGCACUCUUCUUGGCAGCCCUGUCACGGUAUCCCAUUUGGAGGGUAUUGAGCGAUUGGUUGCUAUACAAAGCUAUGAACAUGCCUUCCGUAUGCUUUUUCUAGCGGGCACUUUCGUGACAUUGGUGGCUACAGCGUGCCAGGCGGGGGCCGGCUGGGCACCAGGAAGCGAGGAGAAGACAAAUGAAUGGGAAGAAGAGAGUACGUAA
Penicillium verhagenii is the source of this 1458-nucleotide messenger RNA. RefSeq names its product putative MFS multidrug transporter. Gene Ontology annotation, cellular component: fungal-type vacuole membrane. The record is from RefSeq and is a predicted model, not a curated record. Gene Ontology annotation, molecular function: basic amino acid transmembrane transporter activity. Gene Ontology annotation, biological process: transmembrane transport; basic amino acid transport. Lineage: Eukaryota; Fungi; Ascomycota; Eurotiomycetes; Eurotiales; Aspergillaceae. Bases 1 to 1458 code for a protein of 485 amino acids. The transcript has 5 exons.